UGAGGGAGGAACACCGAGCGACGGAAAGUAAACCAGGAAACCGAGGCUGUUAAACUCACCCUCCGUCCCGGGUCUGACGGAUAAACGGCAGCUUUGACAUUUGGAAACACAUACAAAACUGCCAUUUAGUGUCUGAGUCGACAAAGAAGUAGCAAACAUGGCAUCCCUUUUCAAGAAGAAGACUGUCGACGACAUAAUCAGGGAACAGUCGAAGGAGUUGCGCGGCACCCAGAGACAGAUCACCAGAGACAGAGCGGCGCUGGAGAAACAAGAGAAACAAAUGGAAGCAGAGAUCAAGAAAAUGGCUAAAAGUGGUAACCGGGAGGCCUGUAAAAUUCUUGCCAAACAGCUGGUCCAGCUAAGGAAGCAAAAGAAUCGUACAUACGCUGUCAGUUCCAAAGUCACCUCCAUGUCCACGCAAACAAAGGUCAUGAACUCCCAAAUGAAAAUGGCCGGUGCCAUGUCCACCUCAGCUAAGACGAUGGCCGCAGUGAAUAAAAAGAUGGACCCACAGAAGACCCUGAAGACCAUGCAGGACUUCCAGAAGGAGAACAUGAAGAUGGGCAUGACCGAGGAAAUGAUCAAUGACACUUUGGACGAGAUCUUCGAUGAAUCUGGAGAUGAAGAAGAAUCUCAGGACAUUGUCAACCAGGUUCUGGAUGAGAUUGGCAUUGAGAUCUCAGGAAAGAUGGUGCGAGCUCCAGCUGCAGGAAAAGGCGUCCCCAGUGCUGCCUCCUCCAAACAAGCCACCAUCUCCGACGAGGAGAUCGAGAGACAGCUCCGAGCUCUGGGAGUGGACUAAUCGUCUUCUCCGGAUUAAUGUUCACAUUGUAAAGCCGUGAAACAUUAAUACUAAUUCAUACAGACUGUGUUGACUGAUUUGUCAUAAUUGAAAUGCUACAGGUUUAAACGAAUGGUGCGCGCCAGUUAACACACACACACAUGCAGAGUCAACAGCAUAAAUACAUGUAUAAUAACACACACAUAUUCAAACAUGUUUUUGGCAGGAUGCCUUACAGAUCAUGGGGGAUGAACAUCUGAUCUAUUUAUGCGAAAAAAAUAUAUUUAUUAUGAAAAUGAGUGGCCUCAGCCUGAAGUUUGACAAACAACACAUGCUUGACCUAAGACUCUUGAACCACCCACACUGUUGUUUACCAAAACAUCUCCAUCUUUUAAAGGGCUACAGUGUAUAUCUGACCUUGUUAGUUAGUUUCUUCCCCCUUCUGCCGCUUUGGUCUCACUCGACCUAGACAUGCAGUCUCGCUCCGGCAUGCGACUGAAGAUCGAUGGACUUUCUCCAGCAAGUUUUAAUGAGUAAAAUAUGGUAAUUAAAAGAAAAGCGCUCGGGGUUUGACAGCGAGCAGAUGGAACCUGCAUCUCAAACACUAUGUACCUGCUCUGAGGCUUUCUGUCCACAAGUGUUACAUUAUGUCGAGGAUGCAGCGCUGUAGGACAAAUCAACAGAGAAACUAUCACAGAAAGGAAGCAACUGGUCAGUUGGCUGAUUAAUACGUACUUUAAGCACUGGAAACAAUAUAACUUAGGCACAUGAAUGAGAAAUGCAUGCAUUGGACGGAUCUGGGAAUGGGCUGACUAGCAUCUAAUUAGCACCACUGAAGUUAAAAUACUGUUACAGGUCAUAUGCAAAUCAAGCACGAAAUAGGACUAAUUACAUAUUGGCAUAUCAGAGCGUUUUUGAAGUGAUUGUUUGAUACUACUGAGUAAUCACAAAUGGUGUUUCUCGGCUUCUUGGUUGAUGUGCGUCUGUUUUAUGUAUCUUACAUUGGAUGUGGGAUUUACACAGGAAUUGCUGGAUGCUGCCGGUCCUGCAGUCCCUCCUCUUUUUCAGCUGCUGUGCAGUUACUGUCAUUUAUUUGAAGCUGCCUCAUACACAAACACACACAUAUACACAGACACACACACUACAGUCACAGUUUGAUGGAUGUGUUUGCUAAAAUGACACUGUGAUCCAGAAGAUGUUUUCUCUUCCUCAGAGCUGAAGCUGCUUUCGCUUUACCGUUAAUGUCAGCCAGCUUCGGGAGACUGACGAAGAAACCUGUUCUUGUUAUCAGACCGAGUCUCUGUCAAUCUGUCUCUCUGGCCUUUUUAUUUCUGUUUUGAUUCCCAUUUGCCAAAAUAAAUUGAAAUAUUUUCAUUCCUGCAUGUACCUGAUGUACAACACUUUCAGUGGAUUUUGUAAUCCCUUCUACCUUGUCACUGAGUGGAAACGGUGUCUUUUUCUUCAGAUUUUGACCCUGUUUGAGUAGACCAUGAUUUUAAAAUUACAAAGCAUAAUCUUAUCUUCCUUCCUUUGUCAUUGUAAAGGGUUUAAGGCUUUUAUAAGGAAUAAAGUUUCUUCAGGUACUAUGA
Messenger RNA from Sphaeramia orbicularis (orbiculate cardinalfish), 2370 nucleotides. RefSeq names its product charged multivesicular body protein 2Ba (gene chmp2ba). Gene Ontology annotation, biological process: vacuolar transport. Lineage: Eukaryota; Metazoa; Chordata; Actinopteri; Kurtiformes; Apogonidae. Bases 158 to 802 code for a protein of 214 amino acids. The transcript is spliced from 6 exons. The record is from RefSeq and is a predicted model, not a curated record.